UGCACAGGAUAAAGAGACAGGGGUGUGUCUGCGCAGGUGUGUCGGUAAAAGUGCGCGCGGACGCGCUCAUCCCGGCACAUUCGUUCGAUUCGGCGCUGCUGCGCGUGGCCGCUGCCGCCGGGGACAGAGAUGAGCGCGUUCCCGUCCGUCUCCCAGCUGUCCGGAGGAAACGCCGUGUAUGAAAAGUACUACCAACAGGUGGACCCCCUGAACACAGGAAGUGUAGGGCCCGAGGAGGCAGUGGACUUCCUGAAGAAGUCAGGCCUUCCGGACUCCACCUUAAGACAGAUCUGGGACCUUGCCGACCCGGACGGGAUGGGAUUUCUGGACGAGCAGGGUUUCUUCCUGGCACUGAGGCUGGUGGCAGCUGCCCAGAGCGGCCAUGAGGUCAGCUUGAGCAGCCUGGAAGUGCCGCUGGCUCCGCCCACCUUCAGGGACACUCCAUCUCCGAGCACAGCGCCCCCUUCAGGCAGUGCCCCCUGGGCCGUGACGGCGAAGGAGAAGCUGAAGUUUGACGGUGUUUUCGACAGCCUUUCCCCGGUCAACGGGCUCCUCUCGGGGGACCAGGUCAAACCCAUGCUGCUCAAAUCCAACCUGCCCCGGGACGUCCUGGGAAAGGUGUGGGAACUCAGUGACAUUGACCAGGAUGGACACCUGGACAGAGACGAGUUUGCGGUGGCCAUGCACCUAGUGCACUCCAGCCUGGAACAGGAGGUGCUGCCCCCCAGCCUGCCCGCUUCCCUCGUCCCCCCCUCCAAGAGGAAGAAGAGCGGGGCUGUCCUUCCUGGAUCUGUGGCCGUUCUUCCGUCCAGCGCCCCGCCCCCAAAGGACAGCCUCCGCUGGAGCCCCCCGCUGGUCAUCGCGGACUCGCUCCCCAGCUCCAGGAGUCUCUCCCCCGAGCCCCCGCCGGCCCCGCAGGCGGUCAGUUGGGUGAUUCCCGCUGCCGACAGGAGUCGCUACGACGACCUCUUCCUGCAGACCGACACGGACCUGGACGGCCUGGUCAGCGGCACCCAAGUGAAGGAGAUCUUCAUGCGGUCGGGGCUCCCGCAAAGCCUGCUGGCACACAUCUGGGCUCUGUCCGACACCCGGCAGGUGGGCCAGCUCACCAAGGAGCAGUUCUCCCUGGCCAUGCACCUGGUCCAACAGAAGGUCCGCCACGGGGCGGACCCCCCUCAGACCCUCUCGCCCGACAUGGUGCCCCCGUCGGAAAGGGGCUCCCGUUUGACCGACGGCGUGAGGUCCACGGAGCUGACCGGGAUCGAGGAGCUGGACGACAUCGGCCGGGAGAUCGCAGAGCUCCAGAGGGAGAAAUUGCUGCUGGCGCAGGAGGUCCGAGACCAGCAGGAGGCGCUGCGGCUCAAGUCGAGGAAAGUGCAGGAGGCGCAGGAGGACCUGGAGCGGGAGGCCGGAGGUCUGCGGCAGCUCGAGGCCCAGAAGCGGGACGCCCAGGAGCGGCUCGACGAGAUGAACGAGCAGAAGGCCAAGCUGGAGGCCAUGCUGAGCGACGUCAGGGAGAAGGUCCAGGAGGAGUCCCGCACGGUCUCCUCGCUCCACAGCCAGAUCCGGUCUCAGGAGGCGGAGCUACGGGGGCAGGAGGCGGAGCUGGAGCGGGCCAGGGCGGAGCUGGAGCUCCUGCAGCGGGAGGAGGCGCGGCUGGAGCAGAGCGUGCGCUCGGGACGGGCGCGCCUGGAGACGACGAACGGCUCCCUGAGGGUCACGCAGGACGCGAUCGACGAGGUGCGGAAGAACCUGUCCCGCAUCCAGCAGCGACAGGAGGAGACGAGUCGGAGCAUCGAGAGGUACGGCAGCAUCCUGAACGACGCCGAUCGCGGCAACACGGCCGCCCUGGAAGAGCUGAGCCUGGACAGCGACCUCGUCGCCUCGCACGACCCCUUUGGAACCAAAGAUUUGACCUCUGACCCCUUCCAAACGGAGGACCCCUUCAAGUCCGACCCGUUCGAAGAUGCGUUUGGGGACGACCCGUUCAAAGGCAGCGACCCCUUCAGGACGUCCACGGCGAAGGACUUCUUUGGCAAGCUGGAUACCACGGAGCCAUUCUCCACCCCGGACCGCUUUGGGAGAAGCGCUUCAGUCUCCACGGUCACUGUCUUCGGUGGAGGUGUUUCCACGGCAACCGCAGACCCGUUCGCGACUCAUGAAUCCUUUAGAAGCAGCAGCUCCACCAACUUCAGCCGCGUCCCAAAGGGAGACAAACCCCUCGGCAAGAGGCCCCAAAGCCUGGUUCUGCCCCCCAAGAAGGGGCCGCCCCCCAGACCCGCCCCACCCAGCAGCUGGAAGUGAAGCCAACAGGACAUGACGUCCCCGUGACAUCCCCGUUUGGACACCUCCUGUGUGUUCAGGGGAAGAGCAGCAGUCGGCAAACAGCUUGCCAGGGGGACGGUCCACAUUCCACUGCGUCUCACGCUGGGACUGGAAGGUGCGGUGGACGGGACAGGGGGCGGAGCCUGGAGCCGCGCGCUUCGCUGCAGCCCCCCCGUUCCUCUGUAGCAGCAUUUAACAGUGUUCAUCUGCACAUAUUUUACAAAAAAGAAAACUAUUUAGCAAAUAUAUAUGUCUGUGGAGUGAUGCGGGGAAUCUUCUUAUUGAAAUCUCUCUCUCUCUCUCUCUCUCUCUCACACACACACACACACACACACACACACACACACACACACACACACACACACACACACACACACACACAGAUGUGUACCAUUUCUUCUGUCCGUCUGUGAGUUAAGCUGUAAUGGUGAUAUUAUAGUAGGAGUUUUGUCUCCACUGUCCUGGGAUUUUCUGUCAUGUUUUCAAACUUAAUAAACGUAGAGUGAAGUCUCAGAAGACACGCA
This is a messenger RNA of Scleropages formosus (Asian bonytongue), 2849 nucleotides long. RefSeq names its product epidermal growth factor receptor substrate 15-like 1. Gene Ontology annotation, biological process: endocytosis; endosomal transport. Gene Ontology annotation, molecular function: cadherin binding; calcium ion binding. The record is from RefSeq and is a predicted model, not a curated record. NCBI's taxonomy places the organism in Eukaryota, Metazoa, Chordata, Actinopteri, Osteoglossiformes, Osteoglossidae. Gene Ontology annotation, cellular component: cytoplasm; clathrin coat of coated pit; plasma membrane. The transcript is spliced from 22 exons. The coding region runs from base 130 to 2304 and encodes 724 amino acids.